AUGGCUGCAGCUCAAGGGGCAGAACCACCGAAAUGCUUUGUCACGUCCAAUGAAUACGCCGAGCUUGCAGACAGAAUCGCUGCGAGCGGAGCUGCGAUCGUGCAAGUUCCCCGGAAACUCAUCACGCGGCUCGAGGGAGCGAUUGAAUGCCGGCGCAAGCACGGCCAAAAGAUUCAGGGAGCGGACCAGGGAUCCGAUCAGCGUCAUCAGCAACUCAUGGCAACGGAACCCGCGGCAGCUCCGGAUGAACGUUUCACUGCUCAAGAGAAGAACCAGUUUGAAGGGUUGGAGGUCCACGAACCCUCCGAAUCAUUCUUGAACGCGCCAGACGCCCCUCGCCCAGCUCCUGAAGUACGUUACGAAGCUGAGCCACCACGCACCCUCGCCGACGCAAAAUUCGCCCUGCGCCUGAUACUCGAGGAUAUAGGGGCCAUGCACCGGUUUGUGGCUGCGCAAUGGGGGUAUUACAGGCGCAAUGCCACUAGAAUUGAGGCUGUCGUCCUUGCAAGUGAGACAGCCGUUAGUCUGGUUUCACAGUUGGUGGCGGAGGCGGAAGAGAUUUUCCAACCCUUUCAUGGUUCGGUCCAUGACCUGUGUGAGGCUAGAUUUCCUGUCGAAGAUGCUUUCAGUCGUGAGCUGCGGUCAGCAAUGAAGGUAAGAAAGGUCUCCAUUCCCCUUCUCGCGGCUGCAACCCUCUUCUACCAAACUCGCUGUGCCAUGGGCGUUGACGUCCACAAAGCGUUUGAUGAACUGCAAGCAGAGAUGGAGAAAAUUAGGAAAGAUGUCGAGCGGGUUAUAGAGUGUCAUUCUGAAGAUAUACAAUGGGUGAUCCUUACGCCACUUCUCUCGGCGCUAAACCAAGUCGAAUGCGAUAUUCUCAGCCAGGAGAGGAAUGACUACGACGGAAUGGAUGGCUUCGAGGGAGAAGAGACUCCGGCCUUCCAAUUGCUGAAGAUCCAUCCUCAGUUUUCCGGUUUAUUGCUCUGCGAGUUCAAGCGCCUGGCACAGAUUAUAAUUUUGGAAUUUGUCAACCAAUCCAUGGCAGUGCUGGGGAUUUGUCAUCUCUACAAUGCAGGGCAGAAAGAGGGCUUACUCGAUGGCAACCUGUGGCCAGACGUGCCGUUGACGAUGAUAUUCCACCCUAAUGUGAUCGGUAGUGGGCAAACCAACACUCGGGAUGAUUUCUACCGGUCAUUCAAGUUUGCCAUUGGUAUGUCCGCCGUUCAGGCCACCUUGAGCGAGCGUUCUAGCCGGAAGACCGGGAGAUUGAGCAAGGCCUACGAGUUUCAACCACAUGCCGAAGUCACCUGCAUGCUUACAGAGCGAUGCACCACCCCGGAGCGACCACGGUGGACUGCCAAGGAAGUUGAACAUAUUCUUAGUGAGUCCCGGUUCUCGGAGAGUGACGGCGGUCUAAUUGAUCACUUCAGUGGCCUGUGUGUUGGCACCCUGGCUAGAGACAAGAAACCCGCCGCUCGCUCUAGUGGUAGGCCAACGAAUACCGAGUUUCUUCAUCUGCUGAGUCGGCAUGUCAAAGCCGAACAGCUCGAGUUCAAGAUACCCUGGCUAACACUCCAUGUAGUCGCAUGGAAGGUUCUUACUCGGUUCCGAGAUGCGUAUAGUGAGGACCUGAAGUUACUGAAAGCACGGUAUUUCCCUUAUGGCAAACUUCACCCGUGCUGUGUUCCGCAUCUUAUUUUCGCGGAUGGGAGCCCUCUUGCACAAGCAGGAAACCGGGAUCGAUUGCAUCCGCUACCCGGAGAGGCCGAAAUCUUGAAGACCCGAGAGAACAAAGGCCAGAUUUCUGAGGACACAUUGCUGGCAAAGCUGAUAACUAUCCUUAAGACCGUUGUGCGCGAAAAGAACUUGGAGGGUAUGAGCGAAUUCGAGGGACAUGUAGGCCUGGGAUCCUUGGACGGGCAAUCUGUGAGGACGAUCCUCCCGCGUUUGAUUUAUCGAGGAGAGUAG
Messenger RNA from Aspergillus homomorphus CBS 101889, 1968 nucleotides. RefSeq lists its product as uncharacterized. The record is from RefSeq and is a predicted model, not a curated record. The coding region runs from base 1 to 1968 and encodes 655 amino acids. The transcript has 3 exons. NCBI's taxonomy places the organism in Eukaryota, Fungi, Ascomycota, Eurotiomycetes, Eurotiales, Aspergillaceae.